AUAUCAAUUUUUCUUGAAUUGUGAAAUAAUUUGAUUUUUAUUGGUGGUAUAAGACAAUUAAAUUGGAUUGAUACUUAUGGAUUCAACAAUGGAAUUCAUUUAUAACUUAAAUUGAGAUGUCUUCAAAAAAACCAAACAUGGAUAUUUCAGAGGUAGGGCCUCAUCCAUUCGAUACCUUAUCUUGCCUUAUAAUGCCAGAAGAUGAUAUUAAAAAUCAACAAAAUAUCACUCUAUUAAACACAAAUAACAUCUUUAGCUACAAUCAAUCCCAAAUUAACAAUUCAUAUUUAUUAAAUAACCAGCCAUUGUACAAUUCACCUAUAUUUUACAAUAAUCAAGCUUUAAAUAUUAAUAACAAUUGUUAUUUGUUAGGAGGAGAUAGUGUCUCUUUAUUUAAUAAUAAUUACAUCAUUGAUCAAAAUGGAAAUAUCAUACUGUUGCCAGAUGCACAGUUAAAUUCACUUAAUUAUUCUCCCAUUAAUAACACAUUUAAUAAUUGGCAAAAUGUUAAUUAUGGUGUAAAAAAUCAAAUCAAUCACAGUAGCUCAUACAUUUAUAAUUCAAAUCAAAUUAGGGCCACUGAUCAAAAUUUAUAUAAAUCAUCACAAUCAGUUACAUUUGAUGCACCAAAAAACCAACAAUCUUACAAAAAUAUGUCUUGCAUUAACCUUAUGGAGCAAAAUUUGACUUCAAUUUCUCAAAAGAUACCAUACCAUGAUGUAAUUCAAAAAAGUAUUGGUAGCCCAAAUACCGAAAUACGACAAAAGAAUAGUGUUCAAAAGAGAUCUCGUUUCAAAAAUAAAUGGGCAAAUCAAAUCAAUAUUAACAAAUCACUCGACAUAAAACGCGAUAUUAUCGGUCAUAAAUCAAUUGAUUGCUCAGUCUUGACGGACGAACUGAAAGCUCUCCUCGCGGAAUUGUAUUACCUAAGUUCCGGGACAUCCGCUAUUUUUGCUUGCUCUUAUGACAAAAGCGGGGAAAAACCGGACGCCGCUUUGGUUAGUUUUAUAAAUGAACACUUUCAAGACAUGGCUACAACACUAGAUGGAAUGAAUGCUAAAGGUCCAAGUUUAAAAAAGGAAGUAGACCUUAUUAUAGACUAUGAUGACGAUAAUGAUGCAGCUAGUAAUCUGGAGAUCAUGAGGGGGGGAGAAUCCUUCGGAGAAGAAUUGAAAUCUCGCAAAAAUCGCCGCGAUUCAACCACCAUUUUGUUGGCCGAUCGAGAUGCUUCUCAGCGCCAAAAUUUUCUCCACUCAUUUCCUACAAAAAUUUCCGAUUCGGUUUCAGGCUCCGGUCGCCAGAGAAUCAGAAAUCGUAAAUAUUUAUUGGAAGAAUGCGACAUCACUACUAUUGGGCGGAAAAAAUCAACCAUAAGUGGCGUCAAGGUUAGAGGAGGACGACGGUCUUUGAAUAAUUCUUCAUUAUCCCGCGAUAAUGUUGACUGGAAGAGUAAUACUUUUCACACGAAUGAAGUAGAAGAUGGAGAAAGGGACGAUGUUUUGGAAAAAUUUGAUUUAGAUUAUUUGCCACUUCCAUCGCCACCAUCUUCGCCUAUUCCGCUCUCUCUUUACGAGGCAUGGGAGGACGACAUUACCCCAGACCUCUACGAUAAAAUAACGAACAAUGACGGGGAAGAGUUUAAAACAUCGAAACUAGAUGGAGGCUCAAUAAUGGGAAAUAAGGAUGACGAAGAAAAGAAGAUUAGAAUAAUUAUUGAACAGGAAAUAAAUGCCAUAAAGCGAACAGGGGACAUGGUCGAUCGAGGCCUAUGGACUUCGGACCAAGAAGUAACCUCCUUCCUCCCAACUUACGCAUUUCAUCAACCCCUGCAUUCCUUGAUAUCCUAUAAUUCCGAAAACUCGGGUCAGAAUAUAAUUAAUUAUAACCACCAAAACGCGAAAGAGAAUCUUCAAAAUCGAAAUUCCGAAAAUCUGGCAAGCCAAAGUCAAGAUAAGUUGAAUACCUCGCCUCAAAAUUUCCUAAAGAGUCAAAGCCGAUUACAAAUAAGUGAUGGGUUACCCACGAUCAAUAAUGAAACGGAGGUAGACUUAAAUAGUUCCAUCGUUCUAGAUGAUAGUAAUAAUCCCGAUUCAGACUUCAUCUCUUGCCAAUUAAAUAUUUCGGACAUCAAUCAAAUCAUGGAUUUACCAUCCGUUGAUUCAUCGAAGCCUGGAGAAGUUAAAUGUCAUUGGCUCUACCUUGGCGAGGAAUUAAAAUGGCUUGCAUCGGAUUUUGCUCAAGAACACAGGUGGAAAAUUUCUGCGGCAAGAAAGGUGAGUCGGUUCAUGCAGAAAUAUUUCGAAGAAACUUUAAUCCGGCAGCAAAAAUUAGAUCAAGAGGAGAUCAACAAAAUAAGAAAGAUAGCCUCUAGGGUUUCUAAAUUCGUUUCCAGAUUCUGGAGAAAUAUAGCCAAAGUGGCUCAAGCCAAAGCCGAAUCCAUAAGCCAAACCAAGUACCAAAGAAGGUUGGACAAACAACUUAAUGCCAUAGUCGGUGAAACCGAAAAGUAUUCUCACGCCAUAACAAAGCAAUUCCUUCAUAAUACCGAAGAUGAAAUGUCGUUGACGGUAUACAAAACGCCAUCUAGCGAGCAUAACGCUAUAAAAAAUGUACCUUGCCAUUCGGAUAGCUCAUUGUCCAAUCAUUCCAAUCGAUCUACUCAAGAAAUCUCACCACCUCCUACUCCCAACCUUUCUUUCGCCCAACGUCAUACUCCUCACGUGACACAAACACAAUAUAGGUCACAUAAACAAGAACUUUUCAAAACAACCAUGAUGCCAUCAAAAAAAAAUCUAUCACUCACCUCAAAAUUUAUUACUAAUCAAAAUGAUGAAACGGUUUUGAGAAACGGAAAGAUCAGGAAAAAUAUUCUGCCACAACCUUUAUCGACUACUAAUGAUCAUCAUGAACCCAAAACGUUUAAAUCCGAAACCGGGUUCGAAAGAGAUAAAAAUAUAUCGAGAUUGACUAGGAAUAGCAGGAUUAUUAAAUUAGAAAAUACGGAACACAUUAAAUUUGACCAAGGUGCAAUUCCAAAUGGGAUUUACGAAGAGGACCUAAAAUUAAAAGAUACACAUUUUGUCGAACAGUGUGAAAAUGAAGCGAUCUCUAAAGAAGGCAGCCAAAGUAACAAACAACGGGAAAUGGUAAAGAAUGAAGAAAUUAAUCGAACUAUGCGUAGUACAAGAGGGAGUAAAUUUGGGAAAGGAAUCGCUGACUCAGAGAAUGUCAGGGUAUUAAGGAAUAAUAAGGUAGUCAAAGUAUUCAUUCAUUCACCCAGUUCUUCAGACUACAACGAAAUAAAUAUAGCCUUAACAUCACAUAAGGAAGUUGCGAAGAUGGAUGAAAUAGAUAUCCAACAAAAUGAAGAACUCUCGCCAAUGGUCGAAUCCAAAGAUAUGCCUUCUGCCAAAUUAUCACCUUACGAUCAACUGCAAGAUGAUACUAAAGAUGAUGGGACCGAGGAGAUAAACGACAUAGCCGCCCAAGCCCAGAAAUUCCAACCCAAAGGAUUUACUUUGGAAACUACCGAAGUGAAAACACCCGUUCCCUUUCUCCUCAAACACACCCUUAGGGAAUAUCAGCACAUAGGAUUAGAUUGGCUCGUUACCAUGUACGAGAAGAAGUUGAACGGAAUCUUGGCUGACGAGAUGGGACUCGGUAAAACUAUACAGACCAUCAGUUUGCUGGCUCAUUUGGCUUGCCAAAAAGGCAUAUGGGGACCCCACCUGGUCAUUGUGCCGACUAGUGUGAUGUUGAAUUGGGAGAUGGAGUUCAAGAAAUGGUGCCCUGGUUUCAAAAUACUCACUUACUAUGGAUCCCCCAAGGAACGGAAGGCUAAAAGAAAAGGGUGGGGAAAAAAAUCUUCACAUUCUAACAUUACUUGCCCGAACGUGAUCGUAACAUCAUACCGUUUAGUAUUGCAGGACGAAAGGUGUUUUAGGCGCAAGGCUUGGCAUUACCUCAUAUUGGACGAGGCUCAAAACAUCAAAAAUUUUAAGAGCCAACGCUGGUUAACCUUAUUAAACUUCAAGAGUCGGGCUCGACUCUUGCUAACAGGCACCCCCAUUCAGAACGAUCUUAUGGAACUAUGGUCUCUCAUGCAUUUCCUAAUGCCCCACGUAUUUAAAGAGGCUGGCCAGUUUUCGGAUUGGUUUGCUAGACCUUUGGGAAGUUACGUGGUGUCCGGCGCCGAAGAGCUACCUUCCAGGGGUGACGCUAGGGAUAUAAUGUUGGGCAGUCUCGAUGAUAACUAUACUUCCUCUACGAACAAGGAUCAGUCGAUAAUCGAUAAUUCCAAGCAAUCACUAAUCAUCAAUAACAACGAAACUUCCCUAUUGGUGGGAAAGCUCCACAAAAUUCUGAGGCCAUUUAUACUCAGGAGACUUAAGAAAGAGGUGGAAAAGCAGAUGCCCCCAAAACUUGAACAUGUUAUUCAUUGUAGGUUAUCCACUCGCCAACGGUAUUUGUAUCAUGAUUUCGUUUCUCGCUCAGCUACUACCGCUAUCUUGAAGAGCGGAAAUUUUUUGGGAGUUGUCAACGUUCUUAUGCAACUUAGGAAGGUUUGCAAUCAUCCAGAUCUAUUCGAGCCUAGACCGGUCCUUUCCUCCUUUUUUGAUUCUUUACACAGCGUAACUUUACCCUAUCCCUUAUCGAGCCGUUUAAAUUAUUUGCCCUCCGCUAUCUGCGAUAUGUUAAAUGACGAUGAUGACGAAAAGUAUUUGAUCAAUAAAAAAACCAUAUUAAAUUCUAGUUACCGUUCUCAUAACAUCGAAAGAUUAGAAAUUCCUGAAAUCCCCAGUGCCUCUAAUAAAGAUAAUAUAGAUCUCUUCUUGAAAAACAUUUUAAAAAUACGAUUUAAUUUAAACACUACCCUCAUCAAAUCACCCAGUACUAUAUUGGAUUCAAACAAUGUCGCCAUGCCUAGAAAUCCAGGUACACCUUCCCAUAAUUAUAUUAACUCCACUUAUUUGACGUUUUUUGAACGUAUUUCUGAUAUUCCACCUCGCUUGACCUCAAUACUCUCAGUGGUUAACAUUUUCCCCGUGUUUUAUAAGGGGCGUAAUCUUGAAAGCAUUUUGGAGAUUUUGGAACCAGUUUUAACUAGAUUCUUGAUUUUCGUUCCCCCGACUCUCUCUACCCCGUUCUACUCUUAUUGUUCUCAUCCUACACCGAGUUCCUUCACUCGAGACCAGUCAUAUGAAAACCGGGUCGGGACAUUUCUGAACACUGGUAUUCGUUGCUUGCCUCACAUUUAUCACGAUGUCAAUAUCGGGCGUUUGCUAAAGUUUCCGGAGGUUCGACUCAUCGAAUACGAUUGCGGCAAAUUGCAAAUACUCAAACAAUUAUUAUCCACACUCAAGGCCCAAAAACAUAGGGUCCUCAUAUUCACUCAAAUGACAAAAGUAUUGGACAUACUGGAAUCUUUUCUCAAUUAUCACGGCCACAGAUAUUUAAGACUGGACGGCACUACCAAGAUCGAACUUAGACAGAUUUUAACGGACCGAUUUAAUAGCGACUCUCGAAUAUUUUGUUUUAUCUUAUCUACCCGCUCAGGAGGGUUAGGCAUCAAUUUAACAGGAGCCGAUACUGUUAUAUUUUACGAUUCUGAUUGGAACCCUACUAUGGACGCCCAAGCCCAAGAUAGGUGUCAUCGCAUUGGGCAGACCAGACCCGUUCAUAUUUAUAGAUUGAUAAGCCAAUACACAGUAGAAGAGAACAUAUUGUUAAAAGCUCGUCAAAAAAAACUCCUGGGUGACAUAACUAUAGAAGAAGGUAAUUUCACUACCGCUUUUUUCAAACAGGAGGGUCUCAAAGAACUAUUUAAAAACGAUAGCCACAAUGAUUCUUAUUCUGAAGCUGCGAAUGCUUAUAGUUUAGGAGAAAAGGGUUUAUCUUAUUAUGAUAAGGAUAAUGAAGAACAAGGUCCAAGAUCAAGUGAUGAUGGCGAAGUCAGGAAAAGAAACUUAUUCGAAGAAGCCUUAGCGAUGACAGAAGACGAUGUGGAUUCAAGUGCUACCAGAGUUGCUCUCAAGGAAAAGCAAGAAAUUAUUUUUCAGGAAGCUAGAGAAUUCGAUGAAGAGCCUUUGCAGAAUGAAUUGACAGCUAAUCAAAGGCAGGAAAUCUUGGAAACAGCUGACGUUAUCAAGUCACUCCACAAAGAACGUAUCGAUUUGUACAGUUGUGAAUUAAUAAAUAAAGAGGAGACCAAGGAAUGGAAAAAAUAUUUAUCGGCUGAGCUUUUGACCUUUAUAAACGAGCUUCGACCGAUUGAAAGAUUAUGUUUGUAUUUGUACGAAUCCACGAAUCAAGGACAAUUAUACGAGGACAUUUAUCUAAAUAAUCAUAGUGAUGAAGAAAUACAAGAAAAUAUUUCAGAUAAACCAGAAACGCUAAGUAUUCCCUCUGUUGAUAUGAAUAUGGGGGUUGAUUCCUUGCAACAGACUUAUCAUUCUGUCACAGUUUACAAUUCACUUAAUAAAAAUAUUGUUGAAAAAUAUUUACGAGACGAAGAUAAAAUAAAGGAUGGUGAAAUAUUAGAUGAUAGCUAUGAUUUGGAAGAGUCUUCUAAAGAAAAGCGUGUCCAAAAUAUGGCAGGAACGGGUGAUGGUAAGCCUAUUGCUAAUCUUGAAAUUGAUACAAGUAAAUCACGUUCUUUGAGAUCUAAAAGGAAUAGAUAAGAAGCAAUAUCAAUUUUUUCUAACGUUUGGAUGUUCCGAUGAGUUUUUCAAAAAUCGAUUCUGUGUAAUAUUUAUCUCGUUUAUAUUUUUAAAAUGUAAAAUAGCCUUCUUAAAAUCAUGUUAUUAAA
Messenger RNA from Gordionus sp. m RMFG-2023, 6808 nucleotides. RefSeq names its product helicase SRCAP-like. Gene Ontology annotation, biological process: chromatin remodeling. Gene Ontology annotation, molecular function: ATP-dependent chromatin remodeler activity; histone binding; ATP hydrolysis activity. The transcript is spliced from 32 exons. NCBI's taxonomy places the organism in Eukaryota, Metazoa, Nematomorpha, Gordioida, Chordodea, Parachordodidae. Gene Ontology annotation, cellular component: Swr1 complex. The record is from RefSeq and is a predicted model, not a curated record. The coding region runs from base 117 to 6680 and encodes 2187 amino acids.